Hippopotamus amphibius kiboko is the source of this 3321-nucleotide messenger RNA. It is a transcript of the gene KCNH8, whose product is annotated as potassium voltage-gated channel subfamily H member 8. The record is from RefSeq and is a predicted model, not a curated record. Gene Ontology annotation, cellular component: membrane. Gene Ontology annotation, biological process: potassium ion transmembrane transport; regulation of membrane potential. Bases 1 to 3321 code for a protein of 1106 amino acids. Gene Ontology annotation, molecular function: voltage-gated potassium channel activity. Lineage: Eukaryota; Metazoa; Chordata; Mammalia; Artiodactyla; Hippopotamidae. The transcript has 16 exons.
AUGCCGGUUAUGAAAGGACUACUGGCGCCCCAGAACACCUUCCUCGACACCAUCGCCACCCGUUUUGACGGAACACAUAGCAACUUCAUCCUUGCCAACGCCCAGGUGGCUAAGGGUUUCCCCAUAGUCUACUGUUCGGAUGGCUUCUGUGAGCUUGCUGGCUUUGCCCGAACAGAAGUCAUGCAGAAGAGUUGCAGCUGCAAAUUCUUAUUCGGGGUUGAAACCAACGAGCAAUUGAUGCUUCAAAUUGAAAAGUCCUUGGAGGAAAAAACAGAAUUCAAAGGAGAAAUUAUGUUCUACAAGAAGAAUGGGUCUUCAUUCUGGUGCCUAUUGGAUAUUGUUCCUAUAAAGAACGAGAAAGGAGAUGUGGUCCUUUUUCUGGCCUCAUUCAAAGAUAUAACAGAUACAAAAGUGAAGAUUACUCCAGAAGAUAAAAAAGAAGACAAAGCCAAAGGAAGAUCAAGAGCAGGGACCCACUUUGAUUCAGCCCGGAGACGGAGCCGAGCGGUCCUUUAUCACAUCUCUGGCCACCUGCAAAGAAGAGAAAAGAACAAAUUGAAAAUAAAUAAUAAUGUUUUUGUAGAUAAACCAGCAUUUCCGGAGUAUAAAGUUUCGGAUGCAAAGAAGUCCAAAUUCAUACUUUUGCAUUUUAGCACUUUCAAAGCUGGCUGGGACUGGCUUAUUCUAUUGGCAACGUUUUAUGUUGCUGUGACCGUACCUUACAACGUUUGCUUUAUUGGCAACGAUGACCUGUCGACGACUCGGAGCACAACAGUCAGUGACAUUGCAGUGGAGAUUCUUUUUAUUAUAGAUAUUAUUUUAAAUUUUCGAACAACCUAUGUCAGCAAGUCUGGCCAAGUUAUCUUUGAAGCAAGAUCAAUUUGCAUCCACUAUGUCACAACCUGGUUCAUCAUUGAUUUAAUCGCAGCACUGCCUUUUGAUCUCCUGUAUGCUUUCAACGUCACAGUGGUGUCUCUCGUGCAUCUCCUGAAGACCGUGCGGCUGCUGCGUCUUCUGCGUCUGUUGCAGAAGUUGGACCGUUAUUCCCAACACAGCACAAUCGUCCUGACCCUGCUCAUGUCCAUGUUUGCUCUCCUUGCCCACUGGAUGGCGUGUAUCUGGUAUGUCAUUGGAAAAAUGGAGAGGGAAGACAACAGCCUUCUGAAGUGGGAAGUUGGUUGGCUGCAUGAGUUGGGAAAGAGACUGGAAUCUCCGUACUAUGGCAACAAUACCCUGGGGGGACCGUCCAUCCGAAGUGCCUAUAUCGCCGCUCUGUACUUCACACUCAGCAGCCUCACCAGUGUUGGGUUUGGGAACGUUUCUGCUAAUACAGAUGCAGAAAAGAUCUUCUCCAUCUGCACCAUGCUGAUUGGUGCCUUGAUGCAUGCCCUGGUGUUUGGAAACGUGACCGCAAUCAUACAGAGGAUGUAUUCCAGAUGGUCCCUCUAUCACACUAGAACCAAGGAUCUGAAGGACUUCAUACGUGUCCAUCACCUGCCCCAGCAGCUCAAGCAGAGGAUGCUUGAAUAUUUCCAAACAACCUGGUCAGUCAACAAUGGAAUAGAUUCCAAUGAGCUUUUGAAAGACUUUCCAGAUGAGCUUCGUUCUGACAUCACCAUGCACCUGAACAAGGAAAUCUUACAGUUGUCCCUUUUUGAGUGUGCCAGCCGGGGCUGCCUCAGGUCUUUGUCUCUACACAUCAAAACCUCCUUCUGUGCUCCGGGGGAGUAUCUACUGCGUCAAGGAGAUGCUUUGCAGGCCAUCUACUUUGUGUGCUCGGGCUCCAUGGAAGUUCUUAAAGAUAGCAUGGUGCUGGCAAUUCUUGGGAAAGGGGAUUUAAUUGGAGCCAAUCUAUCAAUUAAAGACCAAGUGAUUAAGACCAACGCAGACGUGAAGGCUCUAACCUACUGUGAUCUGCAGUGCAUCAUCCUCAAAGGACUCUUUGAAGUGCUGGACCUUUACCCAGAAUAUGCUCACAAAUUUGUGGAAGACAUUCAGCACGACCUCACAUACAACCUUCGAGAAGGUCACGAGAGUGAUGUGAUAUCAAGAUUAUCGAACAAAUCUACAGUCUCACAGUCAGAGCCCAAGGGGAAUGGCAGCAUCAAGAAGAGACUCCCAUCCAUUGUGGAAGAUGAGGAAGAGGAGGAGGAGGGGGAGGAGGAGGACAUAGCCUCCCUCUCUCCCAUCUAUACGAGGGGGUCCUCUUCACGCAGCAAGAAGCCCGGAGGCGGUAAAAGCUACCUUGGCUUAAGCCUGAAGCAGCUGGCCUCGGGAACGGUGCCAUUUCACUCACCUAUCAGAGUCUCCAGUUCAAAUUCCCCCCAAACGAAGCAGGAAAUGGACUCCCCUAACCAUGGCAAAAGAAAAGAGAAGAACUUGAAAUUGCAACUUUCAACUUUGAACAAUGCUGGACCCCCAGACCUCAGUCCCAGGAUUGUUGAUGGAAUUGAAGAUGGAAACAGUAGUGAGGAAAACCAGACUUUUGACUUUGGCUCUGAACGAAUCAGACCAGAGCCCAGAAUUUCUCCUCCUCUCGGAGACCCAGAGAUUGGAGCUGCUGUUCUCUUCAUCAAAGCAGAGGAGACCAAGCAGCAGAUAAGCAAACUCAACAGCGAGGUCACGACAUUGACUCAGGAGGUCUCCCAGUUAGGGAAAGACAUGAGGACUGUGCUGCAACUUCUAGAACACGUCCUGUCCCCCCAGCAGCCCUCUCAGUUUUGCUCUCUGCACACCCCCUCUGUGUGUCCCGCCUCCAGCUUACAGACCAGGCUGACGUGGAGCACGCACCAACCCUGUCUACACUUGCAAGCGGGUGGAGCCGCUUAUAACCAAGCCCAGCUCUGUCACGGGAAUGUCGCCCCCAACAUAUGGAGUGUGGAUCCCUCCUCUGUAGGGAGCAGCCCCCAGCGAACUGGCGCCCACGGGCAAAAUGCUGCAGGCGGUGAACUGUAUCACUCUCCGAACCUCGAUUAUUCACCGGCCCACUACCAGGUUGUCCAAGAAGGUCAUUUGCAGUUUUUAAGGUGCAUCUCUCCACAGUCAGACACCACGCUGACACCUCUGCAGUCCAUCUCUGCCACUCUCUCGUCUUCUGUCUGCUCCUCCUCUGAAACAUCUUUGCACCUGGUUCUCCCAAGCAGAUCGGAGGAGGGCAACUUGGGCCAGGGAGCCGUGAGUUCCUUCAGUCUGGAAAACCUGCCAGGAUCUUGGAACCGGGAAGGAAGGGCACCCAUCUCUACUGAACCCUUGGAGAACUUCCCACUGGACGUUGUCACAAGCACAGCAGAAGUGAAAGAUAAUAAAGCCAUAGACCUAUGA